Molecule: messenger RNA, 924 nt
Organism: Gavia stellata (red-throated loon)
Lineage: Eukaryota; Metazoa; Chordata; Aves; Gaviiformes; Gaviidae
Gene: MPPED1
Product: metallophosphoesterase domain containing 1
Exons: 6
Coding region: 16-924 (302 amino acids)
Molecular function (GO): hydrolase activity
Source: RefSeq, a predicted model, not a curated record
CUACACAGUGCAAGCAUGGCUUUCGCCCAGUCGCACAUUAUGGCAGCUAGAAGGCAUCAGCACAGUAGACUCAUAAUUGAAGUGGAUGAGUACAGCUCCAACCCCACACAGGCUUUCACGUUCUACAACAUUAACCAGGGACGUUUUCAGCCCCCACAUGUGCAAAUGGUUGAUCCAGUGCCCCAUGAUGCUCCCAAACCUCCAGGAUAUACAAGAUUUGUCUGUAUUUCUGAUACUCACUCAAGAACUGAUCCCAUCCAAAUGCCAUAUGGAGAUGUGUUAAUACAUGCUGGUGAUUUUACUGAGCUGGGACUUCCUAGUGAAGUAAAAAAAUUCAACGAGUGGCUAGGUAGCCUGCCCUAUGAAUACAAGAUUGUGAUAGCAGGAAAUCAUGAAUUGACCUUUGACCAGGAAUUCAUGGCUGACUUAAUCAAGCAGGACUUUUACUAUUUCCCCUCUGUUUCUAAGCUGAAGCCAGAGAGCUAUGAAAAUGUACAGUCUCUUCUAACAAACUGCAUCUAUCUUCAAGACUCUGAAGUGACGGUGAGGGGAUUCAGAAUAUAUGGCUCCCCUUGGCAACCUUGGUUUUAUGGCUGGGGCUUUAAUCUUCCACGAGGCCAAGCACUAUUAGAGAAAUGGAACCUUAUUCCAGAUGGAAUAGAUAUUCUUAUAACACAUGGACCACCUCUCGGUUUUCUAGACUGGGUUCCUAAGAAAAUGCAGCGGGUAGGAUGUGUUGAGCUGCUGAACACAGUCCAGAGACGAAUACAGCCAAGGCUUCAUGUUUUUGGACAUAUCCAUGAAGGUUAUGGUGUCAUGGCUGAUGGAACGACUACCUAUGUGAAUGCAUCUGUGUGCACUGUGAAUUACCAGCCACUUAAUCCACCUAUAGUUAUUGACUUACCUACUCCAAGGAACACAUGA